UUUUUUUUUCCUCCUUUGGAAUAUUUUUUGUUUAGCUGUGCUUUUCAGCCACAUCACCCCCUGCAUUAGUAUUCUGGUACAGAGAACAGUGAAGAGACAUUUUCAAUGCUGCAGCAGAGACUGCCCAAGUUUUGAGGCUUCUUAAGUAAUGAGAAUUGCUCAGUUAAGUGAAGCUGAAUCCUGUAAUAUUAAAAACAUCUCACAGGGAUUGCAUUUGAGAGGGAGUAUGACUUCUGCAACGUCACCUAUCAUUUUGAAAUGGGACCCCAAAAGCUUGGAAAUCAGGACUCUCACAGUAGAGAGACUACUGGAGCCACUUGUCACCCAGGUAACGACGUUGGUGAACACGAGCAAUAAAGGACCGUCUGGCAAGAAGAAAGGGCGCUCGAAGAAGGCUCAUGUUUUGGCUGCCUCAGUGGAGCAGGCCACUCAGAACUUCUUGGAAAAAGGAGACCAAAUUGCUAAAGAGAGCCAGGAUCUCAAAGAGGAGUUGGUUGCUGCUGUAGAUGAUGUUCGAAAACAAGGAGAGACGAUGCGCGUCGCCUCGUCGGAGUUCGCGGACGACCCCUGCUCCUCGGUGAAGAGGGGCACCAUGGUGCGCGCCGCCCGCGCCCUGCUCUCGGCCGUCACUCGCCUGCUCAUCCUGGCUGACAUGGCUGAUGUCAUGAGGCUCCUCUCGCACCUCAAAAUCGUAGAGGAGGCACUAGAAGCUGUGAAAAAUGCAACGAAUGAGCAAGAUUUAGCCAAUCGUUUUAAGGAAUUUGGGAAGGAAAUGGUUAAACUGAACUAUGUUGCUGCGAGGAGGCAACAGGAGCUGAAGGACCCUCACUGCAGGGACGAGAUGGCCGCGGCCCGCGGGGCUCUGAAGAAGAACGCCACCAUGUUGUACACGGCCUCGCAGGCCUUCCUGCGCCACCCCGACGUCGCGGCCACCAGGGCCAACAGGGACUACGUCUUCAAGCAAGUGCAGGAAGCGAUCGCCGGCAUCUCCAACGCUGCCCAGGCCACCUCGCCCACCGAUGAGAACAAGGGCCACACCGGCAUAGGGGAGCUCGCUGCUGCUUUGAAUGAGUUUGAUAACAAGAUCAUCCUGGACCCGAUGACGUUCAGCGAGGCGCGGUUCCGGCCGUCCCUGGAGGAGCGGCUGGAGAGCAUCAUCAGCGGGGCAGCGCUGAUGGCCGACUCCUCGUGCACGCGCGACGACCGCCGCGAGCGCAUCGUGGCCGAGUGCAACGCCGUGCGCCAGGCCCUGCAGGACCUGCUCUCCGAGUACAUGAACAACACUGGAAGGAAAGAGAAGGGAGACCCACUCAACAUUGCCAUUGACAAGAUGACCAAGAAGACACGAGACCUUAGGAGACAGCUCCGGAAGGCAGUGAUGGAUCACAUAUCAGAUUCAUUCCUGGAGACCAACGUCCCACUGCUGGUUCUCAUCGAGGCCGCGAAAAGCGGCAACGAGAAAGAAGUGAAGGAAUACGCUCAGGUCUUCCGUGAACACGCCAAUAAGUUGGUGGAGGUUGCAAAUCUGGCCUGUUCAAUCUCCAAUAAUGAGGAAGGUGUGAAGUUAGUCCGUAUGGCAGCCACACAGAUUGAUAGCCUGUGCCCACAGGUAAUUAAUGCUGCACUCACGUUGGCUGCCAGACCCCAGAGCAAAGUAGCCCAGGACAACAUGGAUGUGUUUAAGGACCAGUGGGAGAAACAGGUGCGAGUUCUCACCGAGGCUGUCGACGACAUCACUUCAGUGGAUGAUUUCCUCUCUGUUUCAGAAAACCACAUCCUGGAAGAUGUGAACAAGUGUGUGAUUGCCCUGCAAGAGGGGGAUGUGGACACGCUGGACAGGACCGCGGGCGCCAUCCGGGGCCGCGCAGCCCGAGUCAUCCACAUCAUCAACGCAGAGAUGGAGAACUACGAGACCGGGGUUUACACCGAGAAGGUGCUGGAAGCUACCAAGCUGCUCUCUGAAACUGUGAUGCCACGUUUUGCUGAGCAAGUGGAGGUGGCCAUUGAAGCCCUGAGUGCCAACGUGCCCCAGCCCUUCGAGGAGAACGAGUUCAUCGACGCCUCCCGCCUGGUCUACGACGGAGUCCGGGACAUCAGGAAAGCUGUCCUGAUGAUCAGGACCCCUGAGGAGCUCGAGGACGACUCAGACUUCGAGCAGGAGGAUUAUGACGUGCGCAGCCGAACGAGUGUCCAGACUGAGGAUGACCAACUCAUUGCUGGCCAGAGUGCAAGGGCUAUCAUGGCCCAGCUGCCCCAGGAGGAGAAGGCAAAGAUUGCAGAGCAGGUGGAGAUAUUCCACCAAGAAAAGAGCAAGCUGGAUGCAGAGGUGGCCAAGUGGGAUGACAGUGGCAAUGACAUCAUUGUGCUGGCCAAGCAGAUGUGCAUGAUUAUGAUGGAAAUGACAGAUUUCACCAGAGGGAAAGGCCCCCUGAAGAACACAUCCGAUGUCAUUAAUGCAGCCAAGAAGAUUGCAGAGGCAGGAUCCAGGAUGGACAAAUUGGCACGGGCAGUAGCUGAUCAGUGCCCAGACUCAGCCUGCAAGCAGGAUCUGCUGGCCUACCUGCAGCGCAUUGCCCUGUACUGCCACCAGCUCAAUAUCUGCAGCAAAGUGAAGGCAGAAGUUCAGAACCUGGGAGGAGAACUCAUUGUAUCAGGGACUGGAGUUCAGAGCACUUUCACUACCUUUUAUGAGGUAGAGUGUGAUGUCAUAGAUGGGGGCAGGGCUAGUCAACUUUCCACCCACCCACCCACCUGUGCUGAGGGAGCUACGCUUGAGACUGGAAGCGGUGACUCCUCAACGCUGGACAGUGCCACUUCUCUCAUCCAGGCAGCUAAAAACCUGAUGAACGCUGUGGUCCUUACAGUGAAAGCAUCAUAUGUGGCUUCUACUAAAUAUCAGAAGGUGUAUGGCACUGCUGCAGUGAACUCUCCAGUUGUAUCUUGGAAGAUGAAGGCCCCCGAGAAGAAACCUCUAGUAAAGAGAGAAAAACCAGAAGAAUAUCAGACAAGAGUGAGGAGAGGAUCCCAGAAGAAACAUAUUUCCCCUGUACAGGCCUUAAGUGAAUUUAAAGCUAUGGAUUCAUUCUAAACCACUGAGCUUUACCAGGAGGGUUUUAUAUUCCUUUUUUGUAUGCGUACCUGCCGACUUGUGUGCGUCUGGCAUGGGGUGGGGGGGACAAAGUGACAAUUUGCAUGUGACCUGAGACUCUAUUCCAGUAAAUAACUCUCUGCAGUGCCCAAAAUUCAGGGCAUUGCCUUCUGAUGUUAAGUGGACUUAACUCCAAGCUUCCUUUUUAAACGAAACUAUAGCAUUAAAUUGGCCAAAGAAUUUGCGUCACAGGGGUAUACGUGUGGAAUAAAUGAUAAAUUCAAGUCUAAACCCCGAAAUUUUUAUGCAUGCAAGAAACAUUAGGUUGGCAGGUAUAUUAAAUGAAAAAAAAAAAAAAAAAAAAAAAAAAAAAAAAAAAAAAAAAAAAAAAAAAGGAAUUGUAAUGGUAGACCAUAAAGCUUGUAUUGCUUCUGUUGCAGUGCAAAAAUGUACUAGCCAAUAUGCUUCAAUGUGUGGCCCAAUAAUUAAAUAAUAUAACUUUUAAGUCAUCUUCAUUAUAGUAUGUGAAUUUUUAAAACAGAUUCAAACUAAUUCAUCUUAAAAAUGCUUCUUUUGAACCAGAUUUUGUUCUUUAUAUUCUAGUAGUGUUAUGACUGCUCACAUUUCAAUUAAGCCCAUUAAUAUGACCAGAGGUUUACUUUUGCCAAUUGAAUUCCUUAUGGUGGAGUAUGAAGCACAAUAUGGUGAUUGACAUUGCCUUUUAUAUUAUCAUUAUUAUUCUGAUUAUUAUUAUUAUUAUAUUAGUAAUAGAAGACCUGGUGGUGGAAUGUUUAGAGACACGGGAACUGACAGUGUGAGAAUUUAGAGGAAAAUAUGUAGGUGUAGCUUGGAUUACAGGUAUCUGACAUACCAUUGUAACCACUAACUCAAUAAACUCAUUUAACCUUGGAAUCCUCAA
Molecule: messenger RNA, 4007 nt
Organism: Lonchura striata (white-rumped munia)
Lineage: Eukaryota; Metazoa; Chordata; Aves; Passeriformes; Estrildidae
Gene: CTNNA2
Product: catenin alpha 2
Biological process (GO): cell migration; cell-cell adhesion
Cellular component (GO): catenin complex; adherens junction; actin cytoskeleton
Molecular function (GO): actin filament binding; structural molecule activity; beta-catenin binding
Source: RefSeq, a predicted model, not a curated record